This is a messenger RNA of Bipolaris zeicola 26-R-13, 2067 nucleotides long. RefSeq lists its product as uncharacterized. Gene Ontology annotation, cellular component: cytosol. The transcript is spliced from 2 exons. Gene Ontology annotation, molecular function: flavin adenine dinucleotide binding. Gene Ontology annotation, biological process: tRNA methylation; tRNA wobble uridine modification. Lineage: Eukaryota; Fungi; Ascomycota; Dothideomycetes; Pleosporales; Pleosporaceae. Bases 1 to 2067 code for a protein of 688 amino acids. The record is from RefSeq and is a predicted model, not a curated record.
AUGCAAAGAAUAAUACCCCUACCAGCGCGUCAGCUAUGGGGGCAUGCGCCUCGUGUGCGGUCGGUGAGGCGCCUCAAUCGAAGUCAUCGAACAUUUGCGACGGUCUCAUCCACUGAACGACCAUACGAUGUAAUAGUCAUUGGAGGCGGGCAUGCAGGCUGCGAAGCCUCGGCAGCAGCAGCACGCGCCGGUGCCCGAACAGCACUUGUAACCCCCUCGGUCGAAAACCUCGGUGUAUGUUCAUGCAACCCUUCCUUUGGCGGAAUCGGCAAGGGCACUAUGCUCCGCGAGAUUGAUGCUCUGGACGGUGUCGUGGGUCGGAUUGUGGACAAAGCCGGUGUACAGUUUAGAGUACUGAACAGGAAGAAGGGACCUGCAGUAUGGGGGCCACGAGCGCAGAUUGAUAGGGCACUGUAUAAGAAAUACAUGAAGGACGAAAUGCUGUCAUACAAGGGCCUGAGUGUAGUAGAGGGGAGUGUAGCGGAUAUCAUUGUGGAUCGGACGCAAGAGGAGGGCUCAAAGGGAACAUACGGCAAGAUCACAGGUGUCAGACUGGAGAGCGGCGAAAUCAUACCAACAGGAAACGUGGUAAUUACCACUGGUACGUUUCUGGGCGGAGAGAUACACAUUGGACUCGAAGCAUAUCCGUCUGGGCGCAUGGGUGAAGCUGCAACAUUUGGACUAAGCAAGAGUUUGAGAGAGGCCGGUUUUACACUUGGAAGGCUAAAGACGGGGACACCACCGCGGUUAGACGGAAAGACGAUCAACUACAAGAUUUUGGAGGCUCAAGAAGGAGAUAAUCCACCGAUGCCAUUCAGUUAUCUGAACGACCGCGUACAGGUGGAGAAUCAAUUACUGAAUCACGAGACACGAACAAACGAAGCGACACACGAUGUAAUACGGAAAAAUCUCGACAAAUCGAUACAUAUCCGGGAAACUGUAAAGGGCCCGAGAUACUGUCCAUCAUUGGAGUCAAAAGUCAUACGCUUUGCUGACAAGUCGUCGCAUAUCGUCUGGCUGGAACCCGAAGGCUUCGACAAUGACAUUAUCUAUCCAAACGGCAUCUCUUGUACUGUACCUGCAGAUGUCCAAAACACUAUGCUCAAAACCAUCAAGGGUCUAGAGAACGUAACUAUGCUGCAACCUGGCUAUGGUGUAGAAUACGACUACGUCGACCCACGGCACCUACGCUCCACUCUAGAGACAAAGAACAUCUCCGGCCUCUUCCUAGCCGGUCAGAUAAACGGAACAACAGGCUACGAAGAAGCCGCCGGUCAAGGCGUAAUCGCCGGCAUCAACGCAGGACUCAAAAGCCUAGGCAAAGACCCUCUUGUCUUAACCCGAGCAGACGGCUACAUUGGCAUCAUGAUUGACGACCUCAUCACAAAAGGCGUAUCAGAACCCUACCGCAUGUUCACCUCCCGCUCCGAAUACCGCAUGUCUGCCCGUGCCGACAACGCAGACUCACGCCUCACGCCCCUCGGCCACGCUGCCGGCAUAAUCAGCGACACCCGCUGGCGCGCCUUCUCAGACGAAGUAUCCCAAAUCGCCACCCUAACUUCCCUCCUGCAAUCCAAAACAAUGGGCUGGACCGACUGGACUAAACACGGCUUCGCCGUCCGAAACGACAGCACCAAGCGCUCCGCCUACGACCUCCUCCGCCUCCCCAACACCACCCCAGACUCACUCUCCCCUUUACUCCCCCAAAUCCACGACUUCACCCCACACAUCCGCCACCGCGUCCACAUCGAAGCCACAUACGCCCCUUAUGUCGCCUACCAAACCGCAUCCCAAGCCCGCUGGCUCAAAGACGAAAAACUAUCGCUACCCAUCGAUCUAGACUACGAGUCUAUUUUCGGCCUUAGUUUUGAAGAGAAGCGCGCGCUCGAGGCUGCGAGGCCUGAGAGCGUGGGUAUGGCGAGAAGGGUGGAGGGAGUCACGCCGACGGGGGCGUUGCGAUUGCUGCAGUAUGUUAAAGGUGUUGGGAGGAUGGAGAAACAGGCGCGGUUGAAGGAGGAGGUUGAGGCGAGGAAGGAGAGGUUUAAGGGCGUUUUUGAGAAGGUGUAG